Molecule: messenger RNA, 1359 nt
Organism: Triticum turgidum subsp. durum (durum wheat)
Lineage: Eukaryota; Viridiplantae; Streptophyta; Magnoliopsida; Poales; Poaceae
Source: the annotation of a GenBank genome assembly
AUGCUGUCUGUGAGCUCGCCGAGGGUGCACAUGAGCCGGAACGUCGUGGAUUUGGGCCUGCUGGCCGCCUGCCGCUGCCGCCGCUGGGCCGCGCGCCCGGCGCCCAGGCGGCGCGCGCCAUGUGUUUGUUUCGUGGCCGCACCCAGCCAGACAGGUUUGUGUGUCUCUCUUACUACCAUGCCUUACCUUAUCUCUGCUGGUUGGUUCAGAGACGUUCGGUACAACACACUACGCAGCACACGUCCUGCCUGUAGUACCACCGUUGCUUGGAGUGAAGCUGACCUAUUAAAAUUCUUCUAUGUAGGUCUUGCGGCGAUCGACGUGCCGGCGGCAGAGACCAUUGCCAGCGCGGCGGCCGGGACGGCGAGGCUCCCCGAGCGCGUGUCCAUCGCUUCGCUCUUGGAUGUCGUCUCGGAUGACCUGCUCAAGCUCAACAACAACCUCAAAUCGCUUAUUGGUGCAGAAAACCCAGUUUUAGUAUCUGCCGCAGAACAAAUUUUUGGUGCUGGUGGGAAGAGAUUAAGACCAGCAUUGGUUUUCCUGGUGUCCAGAGCAACAGCAGAAGUAGCUGGCUUGUCGGAGCUAACUACAGAACAUAAACGUUUGGCUGAGAUCAUAGAAAUGAUUCACACUGCGAGUUUAAUACAUGAUGAUGUCAUAGAUGAUAGUGGGAUGCGCAGAGGGAAAGAAACCAUUCAUCAGCUAUAUGGAACACGGAUAGCGGUGCUUGCUGGUGAUUUUAUGUUUGCACAAUCUUCUUGGUUUCUGGCAAACUUGGAAAACAUUGAGGUUAUAAAGCUCAUCAGCCAGGUGAUCAAGGACUUUGCUAGUGGUGAGAUUAAACAGCAGUCGACCCUUUUCGACUGCGACGUCACCCUGGACGACUACCUGCUCAAGAGCUACUACAAGACUGCCUCCCUGCUCGCUUCAAGCACGAGGUCUGCGGCCAUAUUCAGCGGGGUGAGCACCGCCGUAUGCGAGCAGAUGUACGAGUACGGCAGGAACCUGGGGCUGUCGUUCCAGGUGGUGGACGACAUCCUCGACUUCACGCAGUCGGCGGAGCAGCUGGGCAAGCCGGCGGGGAGCGACCUGGCCAAGGGGAACCUGACGGCCCCGGUCAUCUUCGCGCUGCAGGAGUCGCCAGAGCUGAGGGAGAUCAUCGACUCGGAGUUCUGCGACACGGGCUCGCUGUCGGCGGCCAUGGAGCUGGUGCACAGGAGCGGCGGUAUCCGGCGGGCGCAGGAGCUGGCCAAGGAGAAGGGCGACCUGGCGCUCCAGAACCUGCAGUGCCUCCCCAGGAGCCAUUUCAGGACUGCACUUGAGAACAUGGUGAAGUACAACCUUGAGAGGAUCGACUAG